Molecule: messenger RNA, 2440 nt
Organism: Cyprinus carpio (common carp)
Lineage: Eukaryota; Metazoa; Chordata; Actinopteri; Cypriniformes; Cyprinidae
Gene: cpt2
Product: carnitine palmitoyltransferase 2
Biological process (GO): fatty acid beta-oxidation
Cellular component (GO): mitochondrion
Molecular function (GO): carnitine O-palmitoyltransferase activity
Source: RefSeq, a predicted model, not a curated record
GAUAGUUGGUGAGGCGGAAGUAAUGAAUCAAAUAUUAAAAUGGUUUAAAUUUUUGCUGUGAAUGUUGUCUGCUUGUUAAAAGUAGCUAUUAAAAAUUAUUCUUGUUUUAAAUCGCUUUUUUACGGUUUUUUUUUACGUUCUUUUGUAAAUUGAAACUAAGAGAGCACCGGUUUGUUAUUAUUGUUGGCCGUGUCAGCGACAGGAUCUGUCAGACAUACUGCGUUCACUGUUGAGCUUUAAGAAGAAUAAGCAGUUCAUAACUUCUUAAAUUACAAGUUGUAUGAUGGCAGGUUUGCUCUCUACGCAAUAUAAUUCAACACUGAGCAAGUUAAAAAAGUUAAGGAAUAACCCUGCCCUGUCAGUUCUAACGAGCACCCAACGUAAAUACAGCAGUAAGGAUGGAGCUGGCAUUGAGUAUUUACACAAAAGUGUCGUCCCGACCAUGCACUACCAGAAGAGCUUACCAAGAUUACCAGUCCCAAAACUGGAAGAUACAAUACGGAGGUAUCUGGCAGCUCAAAGACCCCUGCUGAACGAUGAACAGUACAGUAAUACAGAAAAAGUAGCACAGGAUUUCCAGAGUGGUGUAGGUAAACAGUUACACGAAGAACUUGUGGCCUUAGACAAGAAGAACAAGCACACCAGCUAUAUAUCAGCUCCAUGGUUUGACAUGUACUUGUCUGCUCGGGAGUCUGUUGUGCUCAACUUUAACCCCUUCAUGUCCUUUAACCCUGACCCCAAACCCGAGUACAAUGACCAGCUUGUGCGAGCCACCAACAUGGUGUGCUCAGCCAUCCGGUUCAUGAAGACCCUUAGUGCAGGUCUACUCGAGCCAGAGGUGUUUCACCUUAACCCUGCCAAGAGUGACACAGACAGUUUCAAGAAGUUGAUCCGAUGGGUGCCCCCCUCCAUCUCAUGGUUUGGAGCGUACAUGGUGAACGCCUAUCCUCUGGAUAUGUCCCAUCACCCCCUCCAACUCAACACCAAAACCAAACCAAAGUACAAGUGCGACGAGCUCCUUACAGGCGAUAAGGGCCGCCACCUGCUCAUAAUAAGGCGAGGCAACCUGUAUGUAUUUGAUAUGGUGGAUAGGGAUGGCAACCUGGUAAAGCCUGCUGAGGUUCAAGCUCACCUGAAAUACAUCCUAACAGACCCCACAAAAACUCCUUCGUUCCCCUUGGGCAUUCUAACCAGUGAGAAUAGAGACACCUGGGCAGGGUUACGACAGAAACUACUGGAUGCUGGAAAUGGUGAAGCUCUGCAUUUAGUAGACACUGCUUUGUUUUGCCUCUGCCUGGAUGAGGAGGUGAUGAGAGACCAUAUUCACAUUUCCCACAACAUGCUUCAUGGAGACGGCUGCAACCGCUGGUACGACAAGUCCUUCAGUAUCAUAUUAGCUAAAGACGGACAGGCAGCCAUCAAUUUUGAGCACUCUUGGGGUGACGGCGUGGCCGUUCUCCGCUUCCAGAAUGAGGUCUUCAAGGACACCACGGAGAAGCCUUUGGUCGGGCCUGGAUCCCAGCCCGCAGCGGUGGACUCUUCCUCUGCAGUACGCCGGAUAGAGUUUAAACUCAAUGAAGAGUUAAAAGCUGGAACGAAAAGCAAAGAGAACUUCCAGACCGCCGUGUCAAAGCUCACCAUAGAUGCCAUGGAGUUCAAGAAAGGUGGAAAGGAGCAACUUAAGAAGAAGAAGCUCAGCCCAGAUGCCAUCACACAGCUGGCUUUCCAGAUGGGCUUCCUACGGCAAUACGGCCAGACGGUCGCCACAUACGAGUCGUGUAGCACUGCAGCCUUUAAACAUGGGCGCACAGAAACCAUCCGUCCCGCUACCAUCCACACAAAGCGCUGUGCCAAGGCAUUCGUCGAGCAGCCUGGACAGCACACUGUGGAGCAGUUACAGGGGCUCUUGACUGAAUGCUCCAAAUACCAUGGGCAGCUCACUAAAGAGGCAGCAAUGGGUCAAGGCUUUGAUCGCCAUCUCUUUGCCAUGCGCUACCUGGCUAAUUCAAAAGGAAUGGCCCUGCACAGUCUCUACCAGGAUCCAGCAUAUACUGCCAUAAACCACAACAUUCUCUCCACCAGUACUCUUACCAGCCCCGCAGUCAGUCUGGGCGGAUUUGCUCCAGUGGUGCCUGAUGGUUUCGGAGUGGGAUAUGGUGUCCAUGAUGAAUGGAUCGGUUGCAACGUGUCCAGCUACCCAGCCAGAAAUGUUCAUGAGUUCCUUAAGUGUGUUCACAAGUCCUUGGAAGACAUUUUUACAGUACUUGAUGGAAAACCCAUUAAUUGAAAGUGCACUUAAUGUGUUGAAGUUCAUUGAAGCACUUUGUAAGUGGAGUAGUCUGAAUUUAGAGCAUUUAUGUUUUACUUUUAUUAGAUAAGGACUCAAUGUAACUGUUAAUGACAUGAUUAUCUUUUAAGGCUGAUGGUAGAACUAAUAAGA